Molecule: messenger RNA, 762 nt
Organism: Pyricularia pennisetigena
Lineage: Eukaryota; Fungi; Ascomycota; Sordariomycetes; Magnaporthales; Pyriculariaceae
Exons: 1
Coding region: 1-762 (253 amino acids)
Source: RefSeq, a predicted model, not a curated record
AUGUCAUCAUUUCCUGGACCUUCGUCGUCACUGUGGCCGUCUUUUCUUCUCCCAGCCAUCACCAUCCCUUUUCGCCAACGACGGACAGCGACAGAUAACGACGGUGUAGACUCACCGCCCUCGCUCAGCUCAUCCGUUGAGUCCGCGACGUCAUCAAUUGUGCCGCCGGCGACCGCCACCCUCCGCUGCGUGCACUGCUCCACGGAAUUCGCCUUCAACUCCCAGGUAGUUUCCAAGGGCUUCACGGGGAGGCACGGGCGGGCUUACCUCGUGGCGCCCCCGUCCUCGCGUCCGACGCCGACGUGUCCGGCUACCGACACCCAGUCCACCAACCUGGUCAACGUCAGCAUCGGGCGUGCCGAGUCCCGUCGCCUGUCUACGGGUGCGCACGUGGUUGCCGACAUCAACUGCCUGCGGUGUGGCAUCAAGGUCGGCUGGAAGUACAUUGACGCCAGGGAGCCGUCGCAAAGAUACAAGAUUGGCAAGUUUAUUCUUGAGACGUCGCACGUGGUGGUGUUUCGGGACUGGGGCGCGGAGGAUGACGCCCAAGACACCUCCACCGACCGCGUGGUCAUGGAUCGGCUUGAGCAGCAUCGGGACUCGGUAGAGUUCGACUCUGAGGAUGAGGAUGAGUGCGAUGAGCUUUUCUCGGGAACCUGGGAUCCUCAGACGAGCGCCAUUAGAAAGAGGGCGAAGGAGGAGGCCUCGGCUCGUCUGUCCAGGACGCGGAUGGAGCUUGAUGCUGCGAGGGCCAAGCGAUGA